Molecule: messenger RNA, 1335 nt
Organism: Onychomys torridus (southern grasshopper mouse)
Lineage: Eukaryota; Metazoa; Chordata; Mammalia; Rodentia; Cricetidae
Gene: Gata4
Product: GATA binding protein 4
Exons: 6
Coding region: 1-1335 (444 amino acids)
Biological process (GO): cell fate commitment; positive regulation of transcription by RNA polymerase II; negative regulation of transcription by RNA polymerase II
Cellular component (GO): nucleus
Molecular function (GO): DNA-binding transcription factor activity, RNA polymerase II-specific; zinc ion binding; RNA polymerase II cis-regulatory region sequence-specific DNA binding
Source: RefSeq, a predicted model, not a curated record
AUGUACCAAAGCCUGGCCAUGGCCGCCAACCACGGCCCCCCGCCCGGCGCCUACGAGACGGGCGGCCCGGGCGCCUUCAUGCACAGCGCGGGCGCCGCGUCCUCGCCCGUCUACGUGCCCACGCCGCGGGUGCCGUCCUCCGUGCUAGGCCUGUCGUACCUGCAGGGCGGAGGAGGGGGCGCUGCGUCCGGAGCCGCCUCGGGUGGCAGCUCCGGGGCCGCCCCGUCGGGUGCGGGACCCGGGACCCAGCAGGGCAGCCCGGGCUGGAGCCAGGCUGGAGCCGAGGGAGCCGCCUACACCCCGCCGCCCGUGUCCCCGCGCUUCUCCUUCCCGGGGACCACUGGGUCCCUAGCGGCCGCAGCCGCUGCCGCCGCCGCCCGGGAAGCCGCAGCCUACGGCACUGGGGGCGGGUCUGCGGGAGCCGGCCUGGCCGGCCGAGAGCAGUAUGGGCGUCCCGGCUUCGCGGGCUCCUACUCUAGCCCCUAUCCAGCCUACAUGGCCGACGUGGGUGCGUCCUGGGCCGCGGCUGCCGCCGCCUCCGCAGGCCCCUUCGACAGCCCUGUCCUGCACAGCCUGCCCGGACGGGCCAACCCUGCGCGACACCCCAAUCUCGUAGAUAUGUUUGAUGACUUCUCAGAGGGCAGAGAGUGUGUCAAUUGUGGGGCCAUGUCCACCCCACUCUGGAGGCGAGAUGGGACGGGACACUACCUGUGCAAUGCCUGUGGCCUCUACCACAAGAUGAAUGGCAUCAACCGACCCCUCAUUAAGCCUCAGCGCCGGCUGUCCGCUUCCCGCCGGGUAGGCCUUUCCUGUGCCAACUGCCAGACCACCACCACUACGCUGUGGCGCCGCAAUGCCGAGGGUGAACCUGUGUGCAAUGCCUGUGGCCUCUACAUGAAGCUCCAUGGGGUACCCAGGCCUCUUGCAAUGCGGAAGGAGGGAAUUCAAACCAGAAAACGAAAGCCCAAGAACCUGAAUAAAUCUAAGACAACAGCAGGUCCUCCUGGGGAGAGCCUCCCUCCCACUAGCAGUGCCUCCAGCAACUCCAGCAACGCCACCACCAGCAGCAGCAGCAGCAGUGAAGAGAUGCGCCCCAUCAAGACAGAGCCCGGGCUGUCCUCUCACUACGGGCACAGUACCUCCAUAUCCCAGGCAUUCUCUGUCAGUACUGUGUCCGGCCAUGGACCCUCCAUCCAUCCAGUGCUGUCGGCUCUGAAGCUCUCCCCACAAGGCUAUGCAUCUCCAGUCACUCAGACAUCACAGGCCAGCUCCAAGCAGGACUCUUGGAACAGCCUGGUCCUGGCUGACAGUCAUGGGGACAUAAUUACUGCGUAA